GAAAGCAACAUUAACGACAAACGCCUGAGGGAAGCCACACGCUGCGUUUUUGUUAAAAGCUAAAACAAGUGACUUAAUGCACGAACAUCACCCCCCCCCCAAAAAAGGUUUCGUCAUUCAUCGACGAUUCUUGAUAGUCCACAUUUACACCAAGACCGAUGACUGUUGUCAACUUUUAGUCACUCGACGAUGUCAACCAACAUCAGAACUUUCACAAACAACGGGAGAUAACAGAAACGACUUCACGAGCUCUGACGCGCUCGACUUCCGAGGCGGCGGCCGCGUCCCGCGUGUUGCUGAGAGGCGAGCGGCUGAUUUGCACACAGGCCGACUUCAGUAAACCGCAGGAAAGACAAGUGGAGUUUCGAGCGUGCCUGCCGACUUGCCCGUCCUCCCGGGAACGCCGCCGGACUCCAUUCAGGAUGUGCUGAGCCGAAGCCGAGGUCACAUCAACCCGCCCUGGCCCAAGAACUGGAGGCCAAGUCACAACUCUCACCUAUGGUGUGUCCCGGCGUGGAGAGCGGCGUGACGGAUCCGUCGGGGGACGGGUGGAACUGCUGCUGGACUUUGGUGCGGAUAAUCCUGAAAAGACUCACGGUGCAUGGCGGAGAAAGGAUCUGCCUUGCAGUGGAUAUCCAUGGGAUAGCAGAGCAAAGAAAGGAGUGAAAUAACAACUUGAAGCAAGCACACCCGGCCUCUUAAUGGAAUAACUGCGCGAGUGAGCGAGUACGGAAAAGCGGUGGAAUAGAUCAAUGGCAUUUCCAUUUAUUCGGAUGGGUGAAGAUGCUUUGGUGACCUCGUAUGCUGUAACCGAUGAUGACAGAGUACUUCACCGUAUUAGUCUCCUCAGCAAUCUGGCUUGUUCGGGAAGAAGGAGCUCAGUCACUAGGCCUCGCCCUUUAAAGGAACACGACCAACACACAAGCGUCAGGAUGGAUUACUGGCCGCCGCCGUUGAGACCGAGCGUCACGCCGAGAGCGGGGAGAGGAAGGAGGAGGGGGCGGCGGAUGAUGCGGGUCAGCGUGUGAGGUGCCACACCUGAUUACAGGUGACGUCAUCUCCAGUGGCAGGGCGUUCCUGAACGUGAAACAUCGCGGCCUCCACUCCGAUGGCAACCAAAAGGAAAGUGGACGAGAGGAUGAAAGUGAAACACAAGCGACCCAAGUAAACGCAGCGGGAACAAAAGCUCUGGCCGGCCUACGGGAUUUCUGCUCUGGAGCUUUGUCAUAUUUGGUCUUUGGACCCGAUCACCCUUUGGAGCCUGAUGACCUACAAUCAACUCUUCAUCUAUUAUAAAGCAACCACUGGCGAGAUUCGUAGGAGGAGAAAUUGCCCCGUCGGAGCAACUUGAGAAGGUCGCAUCUGCAGCCUGAUCGGCGGAGGCUUGCCUGAGAGGACCGCUGCAGACGAGGAGCAACAAACGCGAGCAAGCCAGCGUCAAGCAAAACCGGCACGCCGGGCUGCUUUCCAAGGCUGUUGUCAGGUUUCACCCCAAAAUCAUUUUUUUUUGUUUUUUUUUUGUACAGGGUCAGACGCUUAUUGGAAAAACUUCAACCUCUGAUGAAGCAAUAAAAGAAGAACUAUGUUGACGUGAGCUGAGGAGCUCCAUUUAUACAAACGCUAUGCUUUGCCACCAUCUUGCUGAGAUUCUUUUCGUUCUUCGACAGUCUUGUGGCCUUCUCGUGUCAAGGAGCUACGUUGAACCGGGGGAGCAUCUGCCUUCAGUCGGCCGGCAAGCAGCUUGGGAGGCGCACCUCGCGCGCCGGCCUUCAUGGUGCGACUUCAUCGCUUCACGCUGUAAAGGAUGAAGCCGGCGAGGGUCGCGCCAUUGCCGUUGCUCUUUGGCGUCUUGCACGUCUGCUUGGCGCAGGCAGACUUUGCCCCGUAUUUCUUCGACAACGGGCCGUACAGCAGCAACGGCAACAUGGCGCUCUUCAGCCUCUCGGAGGACACGCCCGUCGGUACACAAAUUUACUGCCUUAAUGGCAGCGACCCCGAGGGCCAGGAGGUGAGCUACGGCGUUUCCUUCGAUCCGGGUUCCAAGGAGUACUUCGGGGUCAACCCCAAAACGGGUAAUAUCACCUUAGUGCACAAGCUGGAUCGAGAGAAAGAGGAUUCCUUUGACGUAAUGGUGAGCAUCACAGAUGGGAGAAGCAAGGUUGUGGAAAGAGUGACGAUAUUUGUGAUGGACGCAAAUGACGAGAAACCUGAAUUCCAAAACAUGCCUGCCAUCAUUGAUGUCCUUGAGACCACAGAGUCCGGCAACAGCAUCUUCAAAGCGGAGGCUUUGGACAAAGACACGGGUUCGGGGGGAUCGGUCACCUACUACCUUCUGAACACGCAGUCGGCGUUGUUUGCCAUUGACAGACACAGCGGCGUCAUUCGCAUCAAGCUUGAGGAAACGCUGGACUACGAGAAAGCAAAGACGCAUUUUGUCGUUGUGGUCGCGAAGGAUGGGGGAGGAACUUUCAACGGCAAAGAGCAGUUUUUGUCGUCCUCUGCUACGCUGACCAUUAACGUCAUAGAUGCACAAGACACGCCGCCAUCCUUUAUCGGAACGCCGUACUUCGCCUACGUGUAUGAAGUUUCUUCUCCUGGGUCUGAAAUAUUCACCGUUGCGGCUAAAGACGGCGAUGUGGGAAAUCCAAAUCCGAUUCGUUACUCUUUUGUGGAAGGGGACGAUGGAGUUUUUAGCAUCAACGAGACCACUGGUCGUAUCACCCUGCUGACAAGUCCCGCGUUUCUGAAGCGAGAAAUCUUUAACAUUAAAGUCAAAGCAUCUGAAAUCAGCCCCGACGGCCGUCUCCUGGACUACGGCGAGACCGCGGUGGUGAUCCGCGUGGUCGACCUGAACAACAAUCCGCCGACGUUCUACGGCGAAAACGGCACCCAAAGCACGUUUGAGCUGACCAUGUACGAGCAUCCCCCCGAAGGGGAGAUACUCCGGGGGCUCAAAAUCACAGUCAACGACUCCGAUCAGGGGGCCAAUGCGAAAUUCAACUUGAGGCUGAUCGGGCCGGGCAGAAUGUUGCGGGUCGUCCCGCAGACGGUACUGAACGAGGCCCAAGUCACAAUUCUCGUGGAGGACUCGGCAAGCAUGGAUUACGAGAAGCAUCACUUCCUCACGUACAAGCUUCUCGCCGUCGAGAUCGAUACGCCGGAGAGGUUCAGCUCCACGGCCGACAUCAUCGUCCAUCUCCUGGACACCAACGACAACGUGCCGAAAUUCUCCUCGGACUACUACAUCGCCAGAAUUCCGGAGAAUUCACCUGGCGGCUCCAACGUGGUGUCCGUGCUGGCUAUAGACCCGGAUUCAGGGCCAUGGGGUGAUGUGACCUACUCAAUCUAUGGAUCUGGGGCUGACUUGUUCUUGAUCCAGUCCUCUACCGGGAUCAUCUACACGCAACCAUGGGCCAGCCUGGAUGCAGAGGUGCGGUCCAAGUACAACUUUUAUGUCAAGGCAGAGGACUCGGAGGGCAGGUACAGCCUGGCUGAGGUUUUCGUCACCGUGUUGGACCUGAACGACCACCCGCCUGCUUUCAACGAUAACUUCCUGGAGAAGACCAUGGUGAUUGGCGCACCAGUCAAAAUAGAGGCUGUCGACGACGACGCGGAGAUCCCCAACAACGUGAUCGAGUACGCCAUCAUGAAAGCCGAGCCCGACAACAACAUCUUUGACAUCGAUGCCGAUACCGGCGAGAUCAACCUCAAGUCCUACAUCAAGUCCAUGGCCAUCAUCAAGAACAUCACCAACCAGAGGGACUUCACCUGGUCGCUGGUGGUGCAGGCCCGCGACCGAGGCCAGCCUUCGUUCAGCACCACCGCCGUGGUCAAGAUCGACAUCACCGAAGCGGCCCAACUCAAAGGGGGGCCUUUGGGAUCAUUAUUAAUGCACAAUAAAAACAAGCCCAUGCAAAUCGUUGGCGGGCUCGCAGGCGUCAUUAGCUUAAUGGUCACGGUCACGGUCUUCAUCUCCACCGUCACCUUCGUCCGCAACAAAAAGUCCAACCGGGUGGUGCCCAACCGCCGUGUGCGGAGGAGACCCCGCAACCAGCACGCGUGGACCUUCAGGAAUCCCUUCAGGAGAGCGGAGAACCCCGAGGAGAAGUUCCAGGUGGAGGAGGAAGAGCAGGACGCCGGGGCCACGGCCGAAAACGUCAACCACAACAACAACGUGGGCAACGCGGUCCGGCACUGGCCCCCGCCGCACAGCGCCCCUCGGCUCCCGCCUCCGCCGCCGCCGCCGCCCUGCAUCCCGGCGGAGAGGAAGCGGGCGGUGCCCACCGUCUCGGCCGCCGUGGCGGCACGCCCCAAGAAGAAGUCGACGACGCCGGACUCGGUCAACAAGGCGCUGGUGUCAGAACUCAAAAUGAGACUGGAGCAGAAGAGGAUACGCAAUCACUUAUAGUGCUGUGAGCGCAUUAACGUGUAUAUGUAUCCAUGUGUGUGUCUUUGGCCACCCUCCAGCUGUUGGUUUAUGAUUAUUUAUCACACUUUAUUUGAGUUUUCAUCUGAAGUCUCUUCUUCACCUUCAACUUUCAAGCAAGUUCCAGUUGCAAAGUUGCUAAGGCUUCAAAUUAUGCAGAUCAGGUUUAAUUCAAGCCGAGUCUCGUGAAUACCGAGUCAAAGUCAUGUCCUGUCUUUCGUAAGUUUGAGCUAAAAUUGAAACAGAAAUUGACCACUCAGAUCUGAAUCUUGGGGUCGAGUGGCUCGAGUCCCCCACUUCUGAUUUUCAUGUGACGCAAGACUGUCCCUGAAUAUACUGCACUCCCGUUUUUAUGCGAGUGUCCAAUUGUCAGUCACUUCAAUGGUCCUUUGGUGUCAGUGGCCUUGCGACCAGUCCAGGAUGUAGCCACCCUCUCACCCAAUAUCAACUGGGAGGGUCUGCAGAUCACCUCCGACCUGGGUCGUCAUUGAAAAUGAAUGGUUAAUAACAAUAAAGACUCAGACGCAUACAGUACAGGUAGCGCUCCACUACGAAAUGAAUGAAAUUUUGUAGGCAGGGGGUGUGUGGACCGAGAAAAAAUACUAUAAAGUUUCCCCGCUAAAUUUUUUCUACAGAAAUCUAUAGAAUUCGAUGGAAUUUGUACAGAACAACUUGUUCUAUAGAACUUUGGCUGUGAUUUUCUAUAGAAUUUCCAAAGACAAUAACAUUUCUAUAGAACUUCUACAGGACUUGGGUCCUAAAGUUCUAUAGUUCUUUCGAAAUUCUUUAGAAGUGUUCUAUAGAAAUUUUUUUAGCAGGGUUUCAUCAAAAUGUGAAUAAAGCUGUCGACACAGGGAUUAUUUUCUGCAGUAACGUUCAAUGAAACCAGACCUCCAUUUUUUGUCCUCCAUUAACCAGGAAGUCCAGGAAGUUUGAAAUAUCUUUUCAUUUUCCAGAGCAUCCACUAGCAUCACAGAUGAUCUUAUCCCAGAUGACUUUUGCCGGGCGUCGGGCUACACCCUGGACCCAUUUAGUCUUCAAUUCACCUAGCAUGCAUGUAUUUGGAAUGAAACCAGCGCAAACAUGAUAAGCAUCUGGAAAAUCCAAAACUUUGAAGCGUGAACUGUGAACCAUACGAGGCAACUGCGACUCCAACGUUUUGCCAGCAAGACAUCCACAUUUCUCAACUCAACAACUCAACAGUGGUCUCAGACUUUGCACACUUUGCCUGGUUGGACAAUCCGAGUGGCCAUUUUCCCAGCUUCCCAUCCUUUGUUACUUUGUACAUUUUGUGUAAAACUCUCCUUUGUCAAGGACUGAAGGCACCAAUAUCGAGACAAGACUGUGUACAGUUUUUGGAUUCCAACAAUCUCCUUUACAGGGAAAUUUCACUGACACUGGAGCUGGCUAAGGAGAUCAGCCCGAGCUGGUCUUAAGGAAGAAAACCACAGUGAUCCCGUUAAGACCACUUUUAAUCCCAACGACUCACAGGUACGCAGUACAGUUCUGCAAAUUAUUUCUUCACAUUCAAGCAUUAUACGACAUAUUCCUGAUAUUGGCUGCAUUUUUAUUUUUUGGUUUAUGGUUGUAUUUUUGUCAGUAAAGUCCUUGAAAGGC
Syngnathoides biaculeatus (alligator pipefish) is the source of this 6043-nucleotide messenger RNA. RefSeq names its product cadherin-related family member 1a (gene cdhr1a). Gene Ontology annotation, cellular component: plasma membrane; adherens junction; catenin complex. Gene Ontology annotation, biological process: adherens junction organization; multicellular organism development; homophilic cell-cell adhesion. The record is from RefSeq and is a predicted model, not a curated record. Lineage: Eukaryota; Metazoa; Chordata; Actinopteri; Syngnathiformes; Syngnathidae. The transcript is spliced from 32 exons. Gene Ontology annotation, molecular function: calcium ion binding; cadherin binding. The coding region runs from base 1805 to 4408 and encodes 867 amino acids.